AGAGGGAGGGGACACAAUAGACGAAAAAGUUUAACGAUAACCAAGAACUAAAAGCGGCUUGCACGACGGAAAAACUACGCUCGGACUUGUCACAUUUGAGAGCUAUAUUAAUUAAAGAGAACUCAGAGUAAUUUGACCAUCAAGACUAACCUUCUCCCCUCCAACCCCUGCAAAAUUGCACUUAUAAUCAAGGAACAUCGCGAUAAGGCAGUAUCUGUUCUACCCAAUACUACAACCAGCUUGGACAGUCGCCUCGAGUAAUGGACAAUGUGAAUGGGUCGGUUAAGUGUUAUUACCGCUGGACUACGGUCUGUAGUGACCACUGGCUAGUGCCGACAGUGACUUUAACGUUAAAUCUCGGCCAUAGUACUACAACGGUGCAUCGAUGAAGCGUUGGGUGGUUUUGGUUCUCUGUCUAGCAAUACAGUUGAUCCCUGAGUCCAGCCCUCUUGUUUGGUCAGCUUGGGGACCUUGGUCGGACUGUGACAACCAGUGCGGACAAGGGAUAAGGCACCGGACAAGGGACUGCGUGGUCGCCUGUUUUAAUGGGCUGAGGGAGGAGAUUGAGAUAUGCGAGGACAACUCCUCGUGUCCAGUACAAGGAGGCUGGUCCUCGUGGAGCACGUGGUCGCCAUGCACGAAUUUGUGUGGCAGUGGCACUCAAACCAGGACACGUGCCUGUGACUCGCCGGCGCCAGUUCAAAGUCCAGAUUGUCCCGGCGAUGCCAGCCAAACCAUUGGCUGUAACACACAAGCUUGCGUAGGUCCUAGCGUUGGCUGUGAAGCUAAUGGUUUAAGAUAUGCGGAUAAUUGCAAUUACGUAUACACCCACCCACCUUUAAGCUGGGAUGAUGCUAACAACAAAUGCGUAGGCCAAGGUCAAAGCCUGCUAACUCUAGAAACAGAGGCAGAACAAAACUUUAUCAUUAGUAAACUGCAAGCUUUGCCGCUGUCCUCGAUGUGGCUCGGAGGAAGGAAUGAUCGAGGAAUGGAUGAUUACAGAUGGACCGAUAAUCUCCUGCUCGUUGGAAGCUCAUGGUCGUUUUGGAAAACAGUGUUGCCAGAACCUAUGGGCCAUCAAAUGUAUACAGACAUCACUGACAAUGGCAGAUGGAGUGUGGACGAUACCGAGACGCAGCAGUAUGCGUGUACCAAAAAAUUAGAUUGUCCUUUAAACUAUUUUCGCCAUGGCCACGCUUGUUACCACAUUGGACGAAGCGAACGUCAUUGGGGAGACGCCAAAUCUGACUGUGAAACCAUUCAAGGCGCAAACCUGCUUUAUUUUGACAACACUAAUGAAGUCAACUACAUAAAAAACUUGAUUGUAACCAACAGACUUUCAGAUCUCGCGUCAAGUCUCCUGAACAUUUCUUCCUUUAGUCUUUGGACGUCGGGAAAUGAUAACGCAAGUGAGGGCACGUGGGUUUGGAGUUUAGGUGACGUCAGUCGACCAAUCAGCUUUGAGAAUUUUGCGCCUGGACAACCUAAUGGCGGAUCAGCCAGUAACUGUCUCUCAUUGGACGCAGACGUGAACUACUCGUGGGUUGAUUCUUCGUGCUCAGAGACUAAGAUGUAUAUGUGUAAAAUAAGGGCCUCCGUCUGCGGUCCACCACCGAAAGUUGCCAAUGCCAUAAGAAUACCUGAUCGUCCAAACGCUUCCUAUGUCAAUAAUACUUUACUCAAGUUCAGAUGUUUUCCGGGCUACUAUUUCAUGGAUAAUUCCCAAGAAAAAUCAAUAACAUGCCUCCACAAUCUGGCAUGGAGCGACUACCAGCCUGGAAACUGCACAGCAGCUUGUCCUGGACUCGACAUCACUCGUGCAACACCGUCGCCAUCUGUUGGUGGGCCAUAUGUCGCGGGAACUAGUUUGAAUUUCACAUGUGCUCUUGGUUAUUUUUUCAAACAAUAUCUCAGCGUUUCAAUUCAGAUGCGGUGUAUGGAAGAUGGCAUGUGGGAUAUUGGUGUAAUUCCGGGAGAGUGUGAACCAAUUACUUGUCAAGGACCACAUACAAUAUAUGCCUAUUUAGAAGACACACUGUCCACUUUCCGCUCUCCAACUGACCCCAACGCAUUCAACUCGAGCUCAAUAGUGCGUCUGAAAUGCCGAGCCCGGUAUCUGUUCCCAGAUACCCUUACCGAUUCCAAGUUAAUAUCGUGCCAAGAAGACGGCACGUGGAACAUAAGCACAUCUUUAUUUGAGUGCGUGCUGACCUUCUGUGAGGAACCGCCGUGGAUCCCCAACGCCAUCACAGUGUACAAUGACACAGAGCUGAACUACGGAAUCAACGAGACGUAUUUGCAUCUCUAUGCCCCAGGUGAAAGCGCGUUUUACUACUGUGAGGGAGGUUACCACUUUGACCAUUCUAAUUUCUUAAACCAUAGCGCUUUGUGUCAGAAUGGCACGUGGACAACGCCCAAUCAUCAUAUCCUGUGCGCGGAAGACAGAUGUGAGGACACGCCGCUUUUACCCUACGCUAACAUAACGUACAUGUCCGCGUAUCCGUCCCUACAUGAGAACGUGUCUUCGUACGCGCUUAACACCGUGCUCGUGUACCGGUGCGAGGAUGGGUUGUAUUUCAAAUCUAAUUCGACCCUGUCGACGACGAUAAAUGUCACUUGUGACAUAGGAGGGUAUUGGAGGGUCACUGAAGAGAUGGAGACGUGCAUGCCAAUCAUGUGCCCUGAGCCUCCCCUUAUAAAUUUGAGCAUGAUGUACGUGACGGGCAACUCAUCGUCCGUAUACACUUGGAACACGACUGUUGAAUAUAUGUGUGCAUCGGGAUUCCAUUUUGCAUCAAAUAGCCAUUUGGCGUCCAUCACCAUUGUCUGUGAUAAGAAUGGAACCUGGAACACGGAUGUUCAAGACGCCUGUGUUGCUAUGCAGUGCCCUCCUCCGCCGGUUGUAUGGAAUACAAGGACUGACGUCAUUUCCGGUUAUGGUGUCGUCAUUCUUGCAAACAACACGUUUUUGGCAAAUGAAACAUGGAGCUCUAAUACCACUGACGAUCAUAACACCACAUUCGGUGACAUGACUUAUUAUGUCGAUACUUCCGUUGUGUAUAAUUGUUUGCCAAACCAUUAUUUCUCAAAUGAAACAUUACAGCAGACGGCCAUAAUUAUUUGUCUAGAAAACGGGACAUGGACACCAUUGUUAAAUCCAGAAUAUUGUCAAAAAUUGUCACGAAACCAUUCCAGAAAUUCCUCAGAGUCAACGACUACUUCUUUCAAUUUAACGACUGUGAAUCCCUCAAAUAUGUCUUAUACAGAUACAAAUGCUUCUAAUUUUUCUGUGGCCCAUCAAAAUGUGUCUUUAUCAACGUCGAUAUUUACUGUUGGACCAGAAAUGACGACAUCUGGACUACAUUUUACAGAUUCUGUAAACAACAUAAAUGCUUCCACAUCUUUGGAAGCCAAUAUGACAUCGCCAGCAAAUGACAUUAAAAAUGUGAAGUCACCAGCGAAUGACGUCAGUACCAGUUCAACGCCCACCAUUUCUGCGACGCAGCCGGACGCUUCGAUUCAAACAACAGAGAGUGUCAUUACUCACUGCGCCUUCUUCCAAAACGUCACCAACGCCGAGGCCGACAAGGUGAAUACGUCAGUUGGGGCGGUGAUCGUUUACACGUGUGUGAACGGGACUACCUUUCCGGCUGGCGGCACCAACCGAACGACCAGAUGCACGGAAAAGGGGAAAUGGAGCUCUUUGGUGUCAGCUUGCUCUGAGAUUGUGGUAAGAGUGGUGAAACGAGCCAGGCGUCUUCCUCCCUUAGAAGCCCCAGGCGCACCCAUUUUUGGGUCUUUCGGACUUGCAAUCUUGUUAGCUAUAGUACUUACCAUCAUUAUCAGUGACUUGGCAACGCUGCAGAUGCAACUCAGAAUGAUGAGACGCAACGUGAACUCCUAUUUUUCGUUUAAAUCCAGAAAACUUAUCGUGAAGGAGAAAACGGAGGGGGGUCGUCACAAGCUGGCGGAUAAAGAAAAACGUGCCCCUGAUUCUUCGAGGCAGUGUCUUGUAUCUAUUGACGGAUCAUCCAGCGCGCAUGGGCACGUGCACCCGUCAACCUCAAAGGAUCCGAGGUUUUACCAUAUAUGACUCUUGUCAUUGUUGUCUGCUUCAAAACAUGUUCAUUUUGCUAAAUUUUUACAGCACCAGGAAUGACCCUCAGAUUAGAGGAUUGUUAACCCGAUCUUAAGUUGAUUAAAAUAUAUGUUGGCACAGAUGACGUGGCACACGUAACAAAUAGAGAGAGAGAGAGUGCAUGAGAGAGAGAGAGAGAGAGAGAGAGAGAGAAUUAAGGUUUGGUCCACAAAACGACUUACCGGUCUUAGAUCAAAGACUUAGCGUGGAAUUUGAAUGACUCUAGAUCAUAUUGUGAUUGCCCUAACCAAGGAGGUACAUCUUGUAUAACUCUUUGUCCUAACUGUGCUUCUUGCUAUCACUUGUGGCAUAUGAAUAGGUGUCGAUUACAUUUAUUGUGGGGGAAGCGUCCGUAAAACACUCUUACUAUAUAUAUAC
Lingula anatina is the source of this 4516-nucleotide messenger RNA. RefSeq lists its product as uncharacterized. The record is from RefSeq and is a predicted model, not a curated record. NCBI's taxonomy places the organism in Eukaryota, Metazoa, Brachiopoda, Lingulata, Lingulida, Lingulidae.